Magnolia sinica is the source of this 960-nucleotide messenger RNA. RefSeq names its product mitogen-activated protein kinase kinase 5-like. Gene Ontology annotation, biological process: protein phosphorylation; MAPK cascade. NCBI's taxonomy places the organism in Eukaryota, Viridiplantae, Streptophyta, Magnoliopsida, Magnoliales, Magnoliaceae. Gene Ontology annotation, molecular function: MAP kinase kinase activity; ATP binding. The coding region runs from base 1 to 960 and encodes 319 amino acids. The record is from RefSeq and is a predicted model, not a curated record. The transcript has a single exon.
AUGAAACCGGUCCAAGUCAUCAAGAAAUUCAUCAAGAAACUCACCAAGAAACUGGAAACCAACCAUGCCGCCUCUUCCCCACCACCCGAUCCUUCCCUCACUCUCCCCAUCCCCAGCAACCUUCAUGCCACGUCGUCAUCCUCCACCUCCACCAUCAGACUGUCAGAUCUUGACAUGAUCAGAGUCAUCGGCACUGGUGGCAGCGCCACUGUCCAUCACGUCCGCCACCGCCUCACUGGCCAAUCCUACGCCCUAAAGAUCAUCCGUGGCAUCCAUAAGGAAAUCAUCCGCAUCCAAAUCUCCCGUGAGAUUCAUAUCCUCCGUGAAGCUGACAGUCCCUUUAUCAUCCACUACCAUGCCAUUUUUGAAGAAGACGAUGAAAUCAAAAUCCUCCUGGAUUACAUGGACAAAGGCCACAUUGGCUCCCUCGGCCGCAUCCCCGAGCCAACCCUUUCCAAAUUCGCUCGCCAGAUCCUCCUCGGCCUCACCUACCUUCACCGCAAAAAGAUUGUCCACUGCGAUAUCAAGCCCAAGAAUAUCCUGAUCAACAGUCAGGAUCAAAUCAAGAUUUGUGAUUUUGGGUUGAGCGUUAUCCUGAGUGAGGCGACCAGCAUCUGCGAGACAGGAACGCAGGGGACGAUCGCAUACAUGAGCCCAGAGUGGGCUAGAGAGAAGUAUUCGGACGGAUAUGCCAACGACAUCUGGGGUUUCGGAAUGUCGGUUCUGGAAUGCCAUUUGGGGAGACAUCCACUCAAGAAGCCAAACGACAUCGACGAGUUGAAGCAGUGGACAUGCGUUAUGUAUUUGUUUGAAUAUGAGGAGCCUCCGGAGAUGCCAGCUGACUCUUCCGAGGAAUUCCAGAGCUUUAUCAAGAGUUGCAUGCGUGAAGAACCUUCUAAUCGGUUGAGUGCAGAGCAACUGCUGGAGCAUCCAUUCAUUACUAUGCACCAAGACGACUGA